AUGCACAGCGCCCAGGGUGUUUACGAAAGUCCUCAGUCCUCUCAUUGCUUACCUCAGACACCAAGGGAUCACACUCUCCCCAUAUUUGGACGACCUCCUAAUAAGGUCGCCUUCCUACGAGCAGAGUCUUCGAGACACUCAAAUUUGUGUCACUGCUCUCAAACAACACGGUUGGCUCAUCAACCACAAAAAGAGCCAGCUCCAACCGUCACAGAAAAUCCAAUUCCUGGGGAUGUGGUUCGACUCCUCCCUGCAGACUAUCUCAUUGACCUCAGAGAAGAUCCAAACGAUCACGCUCACAGCUCAUCAUGUCCGCCUGCUAUCCACGGUGUCCGCAGAACUUUGCCUUCGUUUGUUGGGCUACAUGGUAGCAGCACUGGAGGCCCUGCCCUUCGGCAGGUUCCACAUGAGAGUGUUUCAAAAUCAUUUUCUGAGGCAUUGGAACAAGGAUCACUUCAACCUGUCCCAACAAAUUCCAAUGACAGAGUCAAUAAAGCAGUCAUUACAAUGGUGGACAUUGACGCCCAACCUUGCCUCGGGGAGAACUUGGACCACACACCAAUGGACAGUGGUCACAACAGACGCCAGUCUCACGGGUUGGGGGGCCACUUGGCCACCUCGCAAUUGCCAAGGCACCUGGUCGCCGGAGGAAUCCAGGUUACCAAUCAACGUUCUAGAAAUCAGAGCGAUAAAGAAUGCCCUUCUUCAUUGGUCACCGGAACUGACGGGAAGACCGCUCAGGAUUCAGUCCGACAAUGCCACAGCAGUGGCCUACCUAAACAAACAGGGCGGUACUCGCAGCCCCCGAGCAAUGAAGGAAGUGGCUCAGAUCUUCGACUGGGCGGAAUCCCAUGUUCCAGUCGUCUCCGCAGUUUUCAUACCGGGCGUACUAAAUUGGGAGGCGGAUUACCUCAGCCGGCAACAGAUAGACCAAGGAGAGUGGGAACUGCAUCCAGAGGUGUUUCAACAACUCGUUUCCAGAUGUGGGGCACCAGACAAAGACAUGUUGGCCUCAAGACACAACUUCAAAGUUCCUACUUACUGCGCCAGGUCUCAAGACCCGGGGGCAGCGUUUGUGGACGCCUUAGUCAUACCAUGGACUUUCGGGAAGGUUUAUGCUUUUCCACCUCUAGCUCUACUGCCACGAGUCAUACGCAAGAUCCGACAGGAGGGGACGCAAACCAUACUUAUCGCCCCAGAUUGGCCAAGGAGGGCAUGGUACUCCGAGAUUAUGACCUUACUAGUAGCUCCUCCGUGGCGGUUGCCUCUCAGACAGGAUUUACUAAUGCAAGGCCCAGUAAAACACGACAAUUUACAAGGUCUCCAUUUGACGGCGUGGCUCUUGAAUCCGAAAUCUGGCUGGCCAAAGGGUUUUCAGAACAGGCCACAGACAUUCUGCUGAAAGCCCGAAAACAAUCCACAUCUAAGGUUUACCAUAAAACAUGGAAGACUUUUAUAGACUGGUGUGAGGCCAUGGGGUUUCCAUGGCGCCAAGCCUCUAUACAAACCAUUGUCGAAUUUCUCACUCAGGGUUUUCAACUCGGCUUAUCCUUGGCUACUCUGAAAGGCCAGGUUUCAGCGCUUUCCUUAUUGCUUCAGCAUCAGUGGGCUAGGGAACCAGACCUUAUACAGUUUCUUCAAGGGGUGGGUAAGGUUAGGCCUCCCUUUAGGGACCCCACUCCCCCUUGGGACCUUACCACAGUGCUCCACGCCUUGCAGGGCCCCCCCUUUGAGCCAUUAGCAUCUUGUUCCUUGAAGUUCCUUACCUGGAAGAUGUCUUUUCUCUUAGCAAUUACAUCUGCGAAACGGGUUUCAGAUAUAGCGGCCCUAUCCCAAAAAGAACCUUGGCUUAUUCUGCACCAAGACAGGGUGGUUUUUCGUACAGUUCCAUCAUUUACUCCCAAGGUUGUCUCUUCCUUUCACAUUAACGAGGAGAUUAACUUACCUUCACUAUGUCCACGGCCCUCUAAUGUGAAAGAAAAAGAAUUGCACAAGCUAGAUGUGGUCAGAGCAAUUCGUUAUUAUUUGGAUAGGUCCAAAUCCUAUAGGAAGACAGAUACCUUUUUGGUGACUUAUGGGUACAACCAGGGUUCUCCAGCGAACUAUUGCUAGGUGGUUGGUGGACACAAUUAAUUGUGCUUACGAUGUCAUUGACAAAUCCAGACCGUUUAAAGUCAAAGCUCAUUCCACCAGGGCACUGAGCACUUCUUGGGCUCUUUAUAAUUCAGCAACACCUGAACAAAUUUGUAGAGCAGCCACUUGGGCUUCACUCUCAACCUUUUCCAAAUUUUACAGACUACACGUCUUUCAUUCAGCCCCUGCAGCCUUUGGUAGGAAAGUUUUACAGGCUGCAGUGAGGCGCUAGUAAUUAUCUCAUCCCACCCAGAUCGGGGACCAGCUUUUGGACGUCCCCAUAGCGUCUGCACUGACAGGAAGGGCCGGCUAGAGAGAGAAGGAUUUUUAACUUACCGAAAAAUCUUUUUCUAGACGGCCUGGACUGUCAGUGCAGUAAGCCCCACCCUGAUAAUUCCGUUCUGUUAAGUUGUUAUGUUAACAUGUUAUGAUAUUGUUAUGUUGUACACUGCUUGCAUGUUUUUUCUGCUAUUCUCCUCCACACUAAGCUGGCAAACUAACUGAGGGGUUCAGGAGGAGCAUCAGUAUAUAUCAAGGGGGUGGAGCCGAAUCUUUUUCUUCUGUCCUGCCUCCGGAGAUGGAUACUUAACCCCAUAGCGUCUGCACUGACAGUCCAGGCCGUCUAGAAAAAGAUUUUUCGGUAAGUUAAAAAUCCUUCUUUUACCUGUAUUGGUAAUCUCUAUCCCUACCAUUGAGCCAGUGAUUGCGCCUUCAACCUCAUUGAAUUGUUUGUACGACGUGACCAGAGUGGAACUACUGGACGGAGGGAUAGAGCUCUCACCUCGUAUGUGGAGUCGACUGCGCUUAUACUUGUGUUUCUCUGCAGAGCCUGCCUUCGGGGAAGUGAACGAGCUGGACGGCGUGUUUGUGAAUGGCAGGCCCCUGCCCAAUGCCAUCCGGCUACGGAUCAGAUCAGAGAAAGACGGCUAUUCUGGCACCAAGAAUAUUCCCUCUGCCUGACAGCUCUGUGGGGUUUAUACAACUUCCCACUUCCACCAGUUGCCCUUACCCAUUGCUCAGCUUGAGUUCUCUGCACGCAGCGCUACCCAGCUCAGGCCGCUCACAAUCUGCGCUUUCCCUGACUGGCCAGUGUGAUUCCCACUUCUGAUGACGUCACUUCCCGUUUCCAGCAAUAGC
Messenger RNA from Xenopus laevis (African clawed frog), 3270 nucleotides. RefSeq lists its product as uncharacterized. The coding region runs from base 1 to 2112 and encodes 703 amino acids. The transcript is spliced from 2 exons. The record is from RefSeq and is a predicted model, not a curated record. Lineage: Eukaryota; Metazoa; Chordata; Amphibia; Anura; Pipidae.